GUCGAUCCAUCCAAAGUUGCAGCUGUUCAAAACUGGUCGACACCGAAAAGUCCAUCCGAGGUUCGCAGCUUUCUCGGUUUGGCUGGUUAUUACCGCAGAUUCAUUGAGGGCUUCUCUAAGAUUGCCCUUCCUUUAUCCCAGCUGAAGAGGAAGUCUGUGAAGUUCGAAUGGACUGAUCGAUGUGAAUCGAGCUUUCAGGAGCUCAAGAAAAGGCUAACUUCAGCACCGGUGUUGACUAUUCCCGAUCUUUCUUGGAGUGUCACCAUUUUCAGUGAUGCUUCAAGACAGGGUUUGGGAUGUGUACUUAUGCAGGAGGGCCAGGUGGUUGCUUAUGCUUCACGCCAGCUCAAACCACAUGAACAGAACUAUCCGACGCACGACUUGGAGUUAGUUGCAGUUGUUCAUGCCCUCAAGAUUUGGCGACAUUAUCUAUACGACGGUCGAUGCGAGAUUUUCACCGAUCAUAAGAGCUUGCAGUAUAUUUUUACUCAGAAGGAGCUCAACAUCAGACAACGCCGUUGGUUAGAGCUCGUCAAGGGUUAUGAUUGCACGAUUCAAUAUCAUCCGGGGAAAGCAAAUAUUGUUCCUGAUGCCCUAAGCCGCAAGGUGAAGGAUGAUUUGACGUAUGUUGUUACUCAGCAGAGCCAGUUGAUUCAGGAGUUCGCCCGGAUGCAGAUUCAGGUGGUUGAUGCACUUCCUACAGCCAUUACGGGGAGUGUUAGUUCUAUGCAGGUUCAGCCGACGCUGAGAGAGAGAAUCCAGUGGGAACAAGCUUCUGACGAAUUUGUUCGUGUCAUUGAUGAUAAAGUCCACACCGGAGGAGUCGAGGGUUUUCACCAAGGCACUGAUGGGGCCUUGGAGUUUCGUGGCAGGAUUGUGGUGCCAAAA
Messenger RNA from Striga hermonthica, 888 nucleotides. The record is from the annotation of a GenBank genome assembly. Lineage: Eukaryota; Viridiplantae; Streptophyta; Magnoliopsida; Lamiales; Orobanchaceae.